ACACACACACACACACACACACACACACAUAUAUACAAACUGGGUUUUUUCUCCAUUUCCCACAGCUAAGUUUGUGAUGAGCACAUGAUUGCUGUAUGUGUAAAUAUUGGAAAUCAGAAUGUAUAUAAACAGUCGCAACAGCUGGAUGAUAUCUGUGUGAAUUGAAGACCUUAACAGGCAACUGCCUCUACAAGUUAACAAGCGCAAACAAGAUGAAGAAGCUCUGCAUCCUGCUUAUGUUUGGGACCCUGUCCGUCCUUGUUUACGGAAUGCCGCCAAUCAGUAGGGACUACAACACACACUGUCGGUGCCUUCAGGUGGAGUCGAGGAUCAUCCCUCCAGACAAUCUGAGGAGCAUCAAGCUCGUCCCUGAAGGGCCCCACUGCCCGGAUAUAGAAGUCAUAGCUGGACUGGUGAAUGGGGAGAAAGUGUGCCUGAACCCUCGGUCCUCCUGGGUGAAGAAGCUUAUCGACUUUGUUCUUAAGAAACAAUUACAUCAGCAGGGAGGAGACGCACUGCCUAAGAAUCGAGGAUAAUACCAUGGUAAAAAAUGAAAAACAUGUUGCAACUGAAGCUGUUUAUACUAAUAACUUCUUUCUGCAACUAUGAGCCAAGCUGUUUUACUUAAUUAAAUCACAACAUUUAACCCAAGUUGUGUAACUUAAAUAACUUUUCUGUUGUUAUUGUUAAUAUUUUCUAAAACAUUUCUAAGUAACAUUGAUUCUGGACUUAUAUUGACGUUUGUGUUAGAGCACUUCAAAAACAGAUGUGUGUGAUUAUGUUAAGGAAGUAGUUGUAAGACUUGCUUAAGUUAUUUAAUUGUGCUCAAGUGUGACGUUAAUAUGUUAAUCGUUAUUCUGUGUAGAAAGUUUGGUUGUAUGACCUUUUGAAAGCAGAUGAAUGUAGCACGAAAUAUGUCAUACUAUGUAAUACUGUGUGGAGCUUCUCCAACAUAUCAUUUGCUUUGUUAAACCCCUAUCCAUAUAUCUAAUGCAAGGC
Molecule: messenger RNA, 999 nt
Organism: Sander lucioperca (pikeperch)
Lineage: Eukaryota; Metazoa; Chordata; Actinopteri; Perciformes; Percidae
Gene: cxcl19
Product: chemokine (C-X-C motif) ligand 19
Exons: 3
Coding region: 213-536 (107 amino acids)
Biological process (GO): chemokine-mediated signaling pathway; neutrophil chemotaxis; antimicrobial humoral immune response mediated by antimicrobial peptide
Cellular component (GO): extracellular region
Molecular function (GO): chemokine activity; CXCR chemokine receptor binding
Source: RefSeq, a predicted model, not a curated record